Molecule: messenger RNA, 498 nt
Organism: Huiozyma naganishii CBS 8797
Lineage: Eukaryota; Fungi; Ascomycota; Saccharomycetes; Saccharomycetales; Saccharomycetaceae
Gene: YET3
Product: Yet3p
Exons: 1
Coding region: 1-498 (165 amino acids)
Biological process (GO): endoplasmic reticulum to Golgi vesicle-mediated transport; intracellular protein transport
Cellular component (GO): endoplasmic reticulum; endoplasmic reticulum membrane
Source: RefSeq, a predicted model, not a curated record
AUGUCGCUGUACUACUCGCUUAUCUUUGUGAUUCUCGUCAUAGAGAUCUCCAUGUUCUCGCUGCUGGCCAUGCCCAUCCCUACGAAGUUCAGGAAACCACUCACGUACGUUCUGAUCAAACCCUUCCGGUACAAUACGGUCACGCUGUCCGCAAAGUGCGUCAUUGCGUUUAUCCUGCUCCUCUUCCUGGACUCCAUCAACAAAGUCUACAACAUAGACACGAGAGAACUAAGCGGGCCAGGCGGGAUCAUCAACCCGGCAGAGAAGAUAGAGGUGUACUCCAGGAAGUUCCUCCAGCAGCGGAACAUGUACCUCACGGGUAUCACCCUCUUCCUCACAUUUGUCGUCGUUAGAACGUUUGCACUUGUGCAGGAAUUGAUAGACCUCAAACAGGUUUACAGAGCGGAUGCGCAAACCCCAGCGCAACUUAAGGCCAGGAUCGCCGAUGCGGAGAAACAGAUCAAAGCAGCGAAGGAGAGAGCCGCAGCACUGGAUUGA